Messenger RNA from Pediculus humanus corporis (human body louse), 4047 nucleotides. RefSeq names its product multidrug resistance-associated protein, putative. The transcript is spliced from 23 exons. Gene Ontology annotation, biological process: transmembrane transport. Gene Ontology annotation, cellular component: membrane. NCBI's taxonomy places the organism in Eukaryota, Metazoa, Arthropoda, Insecta, Psocodea, Pediculidae. The record is from RefSeq and is a predicted model, not a curated record. Gene Ontology annotation, molecular function: ATP binding; ATP hydrolysis activity; ABC-type transporter activity. The coding region runs from base 1 to 4047 and encodes 1348 amino acids.
AUGGAAUCUGAUUUAUGUGAAACCGUUUACGAUUUUGAAAAUUAUUCUAACCGAAAUCCGCGAAAUUUCGCGCCAAUAAUUUCCGAAUACACUUCCAUCAAAGGUUUUAAUAGGUAUAAAAACGCAUUAAAACAUUUGAUACCAUUUAGAAAAAAAUCAAAAAAUAAAAAUUUUUUAAAAAUUGAUGACUCUGGAUUUUUCUCAUUGUUAACUUUUUCAUGGAUGUCAAAUUUCGUUUAUAAAGCUUAUAAAAAAGGUUUAACAAUCGACGACAUACCUUUUGGCUCUCCUUUGGAUUCUUGUGAUUUAAAUGCUCAAAGACUCGAAUUAAUUUGGCAAAAUGAAUUAUCUGAAAAAGGUCCAAUCGAAGCUUCAUUCGGGAAAGCUGUUUGGAAAUUUGUUCGAACAAGAGUUUUAAUUUGUUGUGUAACAUUUUCUAUUAGCUGCAUUAUGGGAUUUUUAAGUCCUACGAUAUUUAUGAGAAAAUUAUUGGAGUAUUUGGAUGAUGAGGAAGAAGGAUUAACAAAUGGUUUGAUGUGGGCUUUGGCAUUAACAAGCGCUGAAAUAUUAAGAACAAUGUUUUUCGCUCUUUACUACAGUUUAAGUUACAGAACAGCUGUUCGAUUAAGAUCUGCUUGUUUGACAAUGAUAUAUAGAAAAGUAUUAAGGCUUAAUUCUAAUAGAAAUAUGUCAGCUGGAGAGAUAAUUAAUUUAUUUAGUUUCGAUGGACCAAGAUUAUAUUACAUGAUAGUAUUUGGACCGAUGGCAAUUGGUGGCCCAAUCAUUUCAAUAUUUGGAUUUUUUUAUAUAUAUCAUGUAUUAGGCUCUUGGGCACUUUUAGGAAUGAUAAUAUUUGCAUCAUAUUAUCCUUUGCAAUAUUUGCUUUCUCAUUUGACCGGAUACUACAGAUUAAAGGCGGUUACAAAUUCGGAUAAGAGAAUAAAACUUGUUACAGAAAUACUCACAAGUAUAAAAUUGAUUAAAAUGUAUGCAUGGGAAAAUUGGUUUGCAUCUCAGGUUCACGAUAUAAGAAAAAAAGAAUUGAAAGAAAUUGAAAAAAUAGCUUAUUGUCAAAGUGUUGGAAUAUCACUUGCACCCACCGUACCUGUUAUAUCCGGUAUAACGACAUUUUUAAUACACGUCAUAACCGGUGGAAAUUUAACGGCCGCACAGGCAUUUUCGGUAUUGGUUUUUAUGACGAAACAAAUGAAGACAUCAAUACAAGUGAUUAGAGAUGGAGGUUUAGCCUUUUACGAAGGAUUCAUAUCCGUACAAAGGUUCAAGGAAGUUCUCGUUUUGGAAGAAAAUUUUGCAAAAAUAUCCCCACCAUCGGAUGAUGGGAUUGCUCUGUCGAUAAGGGAUGGUUUUUACCGUUGGGACAACGUAUUUUUAGAUUCUGAACAUUUAAAAAAUAAGAAAAAACCAAAAAAGGGUGAUAAAGUUAAAAUAACGGAAAGGGAAACCGAUGAAAGUAGUCGUCGAGUUUUAAAUAACAUUAAUUUCACCGUUGCUAAGGGUUCGUUGGUGGGAGUUUGCGGAUCCGUGGGUUCUGGUAAAUCAUCCCUUCUUCUCGCUUGUUUGGGACAAUUGAAAAUGAUUUCCGGUAAAAUAUCAAGGCGUGGAAAUUGUGCUUACGUGAGUCAGCAAUCGUGGGUGGAAAGUGUCAGUUUAAAAGAAAAUAUUUUAUUUGGAGAAAAAUACGAAUCGAAAAAGUAUUCGAACGUGUUGAACGCUUGCGUUUUAAACAAGGAUAUAAAUUUAUUACCCGAUGGCGACGAAACGGAAAUAGAAGAACGCGGUGCUAAUUUAUCCGGUGGACAAAAGCAAAGGAUUUCACUUGCUCGAGCUUUAUAUUCCGACAGGGAUAUUUAUUUACUGGAUGAUCCUUUGAGCGCCGUGGAUCCAUCGGUCGCAUCGCAAAUAUUUGAAAAAUACGUUCUGGAAAAUUUGAAAGACAAAACGGUCGUUUUAGUCACGCGACAAAUACAAUUUUUGCAAAAGUGCGACGAAAUCGUCGUUUUGAAAGGUGGAACGAUUGUGGAAAGGGGUAGUUACGACGAACUCGUCGAAAAGGGUGAAAAUUUUACCCAAAUAAUGCUGUCGGGAUCGUUGAUUUCUCCGAGAAAAAAGCACGAAAUAAUGAAAAAUCAAGAUGACGCUCGUGAAAAAUCGGAAAAUGAUGAUAAAAUCCAAAGUGGUAAAACAAGAGGGAAAAAAUUACAACAACAAACGGAAGGAGGAGAAGAACAAAUUCGUGGUACGAUAAAAGCAACAGCAUAUCACGCAUACAUAUCCGCCGCGGGGGGUUACGUCGUUUGCCUUUUGGUUUUUUUAAUUAUUCUACUCAAUGUCGGAAGUAACGUUUUUAGUUCUUGGUGGUUGGCAAUGUGGAUAAAAGCCGGAAGUGGAAACACGACGAUCACGGAUCCGUCAACAAACGAAACAAUCAUAAGCAAAAACAUAAACGAUAAUCCGGAUCUUUAUUUUUACAUGAAAACCUACGCGUCCAUAAUCGGACUCAUAGUGUUGACUUGCAUCGCGAGAGGAUUCGUUUAUAUAAAAAUAACGAUUCGAGCAUCGGAUGUUUUACACCGGAAACUAUUUCAAAAAAUUCUACACAGUCCAAUGAGUUAUUUCGAAAGGACGUCCAUUGGGAUAAUACAAAAUUUAUUUUCAAAAGACAUGGAUGAAAUCGAUUCGAGAUUGCCGGAAUCAAUGGAAACAAUGUUGCAAAAUAUUUGGUCCGUCGCAUUUUCUUUUUUAUCAAUCACGCUUGUUUUCCCGUGGUUUGUUUUUCCAUUGAUCGUAUUAACUGGACUCUAUUAUUUCGUCAGUAAAAUAUUUAGGGUCGCCAUAAGAGAUCUUAAAAGAAUGGAAAACAUAUCGAGAGCACCGGUUUUCAGUUCCAUAUCAGCCACCGUACAGGGUUUGUCGGUUAUUCACGCAUUCAAUAAAGAAUCGAAUUAUUUAAAAGAGUUUUGUAAAUUGUUCGAUCACAAUUCGACCGUUUUUUUUUUAUCAAACAACGCCAUGAGAUGGAUAGCAGUGAGAUUGGAUUUUAUAUCAGUUCUGAUAAGUUUCAUAACGUCUUUUUUGGUGGCUUUACUCAAAGGAGAAGUUGCUCCAGCAUAUGCUGGUUUGGCUCUCACGUAUGCCGCACAAAUCUGUGGAGUUUUCCAGUACACGAUACGAUUGAUAUCGGAAAAUGAGGCUCGUUUUAUAUCCGUCGAAAGAAUACAAAACGCCAUCGAUAAAUUAAAGGACGAAGAAAAUUCAUCGUGUAAAAUAAACGUGGAAUCAGAUUGGCCAUCGAAAGGUUUGAUAGAAUUUAAAAAUGUUAAAUUAAAUUACGGUACGAAUUUACCGGAUGUUCUUCACGAUAUUUCGUUUGUUUUAUCCGGUGGUGAAAAAAUCGGAAUCGUGGGAAGAACGGGAGCGGGAAAAAGUUCACUGGUAUCCGCAUUGUUUCGACUCGUCGAAUUAUCUUCCGGUAAUAUUUUCAUUGACGGAAUAGACAUUUCGAAAAUAUCGUUAUUCACACUGAGAAGUAGAUUGUCGGUCAUCCCUCAGGAUCCCGUACUUUUUUCCGGAAGUUUAAGAGCGAAUUUAGAUCCUUUGGGACAAUACGACGAUGAGAAAAUAUUCGGGAUAUUAAAUAAAACGAGACUUUCGACGAAAAUCAAAUCGAUGACGAAUAAAUUAUCGACGUACGUCGAAGAUGGCGAAGGUCUUUCACUGGGUGAAAAACAAUUGGUGUGUCUUGCACGUGUACUUCUUCGUGGUUCUAAAAUCGUGGUUUUAGACGAAGCGACGGCAUCGAUAGAUCCGGAAACGGAAACGGCCGUGCAAAAUGCAAUGCAAGAAGAAUUUAAAAAUUGCACUGUGUUGAUAAUAGCACACAGAUUGUCGACCGUUACAAAUUGCGAUAGAAUUCUCGUCAUCGAACGUGGAACGAUAAUAGAAUUCGAUAAUCCGAAAUUAUUAAUGAAAAAUUCAAAUUCACAUUUUUCAAAAAUGCUGGCGGAUUCAUCCGAUUAUUAUCAAUGA